UUUGGUGUUUCGGCUCGCUUUUCUCCUCCCCUCUCCUCCUUCACGUCUUUUAUUGCAAGUUCUGUUCGACCGUUGUUAAAAUUCCGUGAAUGUAGCCUGCAUUCAUUUCUUCAUAACAGUGCAAAUUUUGCAGUAUAGUAAGUAUAACUAUUUCUGUCUUAAAACGCUAGUAACAGUUACAAGUAACCGUUACAAUUGCCCUUAUACUGUUCAGUGAAUGUUAAAAGUGGGGGGAAAACGGGGAAAUCCUUGGCAAAGGGUGGAGAGAAAAAUGGAGGAGGGAAAGGGAGAAUAAGAGACUGUACGGAGAAAGUAAGUCGGAAGGAAAGCUGUAUUUCCGGCCUUAAAGUGGAAGAAAAUUUCUGCAUGCAUGCAUGAGAAUAUCGAUUUGAGAAAUUACUGCUGGCUGCUUCGUUUUGUCGGUGUUUCCUCUCCCUGAAUCUCUACUCCCUGGAGGUUCUUUUCAGGGAGCAUAGGAUGGAUGGAGAGAAAGAAAGAGAGAGGGAGAGGGGAGAGGAGAAGGAGAGCGAUGAUGCAGAGGAUUUCAGUCAGGCUAUGGAUGGGGCAGUCCUGGAAUGGCAGGAGAGGUAUCCUGAAGAUGACCUAGGAUUGCCCAUCAUGCAUUGGGAGGCCCUGAGCCUACGGAUUGCAGAAUUGGAGAAACAAGAAGAGGACAGAAGAUCAAAGAGUACCAUUGUUCUGGAACAUGGGAGUGUGUCUAGGGGCUGGAUUGAAGAAAGGGAGCAAGUGAAUCAGAGGGAGACUUGGGAAGGAGGAGCGGAAGAUGAAAGCAGUCGAGUUACUGCUCUUACUUCACGUCUCCAGACUCAAAUGAAUCUGCAGCUGUGCUUCAUCAACAACAGUGAGAGUGAGGAUGAGGAUGAUGACAGAGAGGCUGGAAGAGAGACAUCUCAAGAGAUUGGAAUGGGUGGCCGUGGCCCUGUCAAACAGACUCCUUCCCUUUUGGCCAAUAACAUGGGAAAACCAACUGGACUGCAAAUUGAUCAUAAAGAGAAAAAGCGUCCUGUAUGCUGUGAAGCUGUGAAGGAGCAAAAGAGGCUGAACCAUGGUGACCUGCAGACCUUCAGCCUCAAGCAGCUGAACACACUAAGGGCCUCUCUCACCCAGGCUAUUCACGAUCUGAGCUCAGAGUUAGUGGGCCGACUCUUAACCCGUGACCAGCUGCGAACUGAGCAGGAUGCAAUGCUUCUGGAAGUGCAGGAUAUGACUACUCUGCGAUGUGAUGGUCAAAGGUCUCCAUGUAAUGUUACUCAAUGAAUUUUCUUGGGGACAAUGCUGUUGGAACUAUCCAAUACUGUGAAUUAUUUUGCUCAGAAUAACUGUGACUAUAUUGCUAGGGAUCAUUGAGCGUGGUAUGAACAUUUUUUUUUGUUGAACACAAAAUGUUUUUUUGAGACAUUGUUUAUCUGGCCAGUGCCUCAGUGUUGAUGGUUACCAUAGCAUUGUAGUGACUGCUGCUAUUGUUGCCUGACAAACCAAUGAUAUUUUUUGCUGUCCUCCUUAUCCUUAAAAAAUAAUUGUACUAAAUAAUGAACUAUCAUUAUUUUGUAUAUCUUUCCUGACCUCGCGCCUGCAAGGAUGAGGUAAUAGGAUGGGAUUUGAGGUAAUCACUAUGGGACAUCACAGAUUUUGGGAUGAAAGGAAAAUGUGCCAUUAUGUGUUUUCUUUAUGUACUGGACCAUGUCCAAACUCUUUUACAUAAAAUAAACAUUUCAUUCUUUUUA
This is a messenger RNA of Anguilla anguilla (European eel), 1745 nucleotides long. RefSeq names its product schwannomin-interacting protein 1. The transcript has 7 exons. Gene Ontology annotation, biological process: positive regulation of hippo signaling. Bases 478 to 1278 code for a protein of 266 amino acids. Lineage: Eukaryota; Metazoa; Chordata; Actinopteri; Anguilliformes; Anguillidae. The record is from RefSeq and is a predicted model, not a curated record. Gene Ontology annotation, cellular component: plasma membrane; cell junction.